AUGCCCCCCAGGAUACCGGCGCGCUUGACGGCGCAGUGCUGCCGUGCUACUCUCGAGUCCUCGAAUGUCUCGGCCUUGACCAGCGUCUUCGGCGCCCUCUCGAUCCAGUCCCGCAGCGCCUCCAUCCUCUCCGAUCUCAGGGACAACCGCGGCGCGUACCAGAAGCGCAUCCGUGUCGGUCGUGGUCCGUCUUCCGGCAAGGGCAAGACAUCUGGACGAGGUCACAAGGGUCAGAAGCAGCAUGGAAAGGUGAACGCCUGGUUCCAGGGUGGUCAGACGCCGCUGCUGUUCCAGAGAGGCCGCAUGGGAUUUGACAACAUCCGGGCCCCCGUUCUGUCAGAGGUCAACCUCGACAAGCUGCAGGACUGGAUAGACCAAGGCCGAAUCGACCCCACGCAGCCCAUCACCCCCAAGGAGCUCAUCCAGUCGAACCUGAUCGGCUCCAUCAAGGACGGCGUCAAGCUCCUCGCCCGCGGCGCCAACGCGCUGAAGCAACCCGUCGACAUCAUGGUGUCGCGCGCCUCGGCCUCCGCCAUCGACGCCGUCGAGCAGGCAGGCGGCAAGAUCGUCACGAGGUACUACACAAAACAGUCCAUCAAGAGGCUGGUGGAGGGGAAGAGUGUCAACACCGACCUGCCCCUGCCCGUCGGCGCCGAGCACGUGGAGCCGGUGCUGGAGCAGGUGCGCCAGAAGGGCUUCUUCUACCGGCUGCCCGACCCCACCAGCCGUUGGGACAUCGAGUACUACAGAGAUCCGGCGCACAGGGGCUACCUCAGCCACACGCUGAAGCCUGGCGAGUCGCCCAGUUUGUUCUUCCGCGUGCCGCCGAGCAAGCUGAUCAAGCAGAAGAAGCUGAAGGCCGAGAAGAAGGAGGACACCAAGCUUUGGGAGAAGUUGUAG
Messenger RNA from Neoarthrinium moseri, 900 nucleotides. RefSeq lists its product as uncharacterized. The record is from RefSeq and is a predicted model, not a curated record. The transcript has 2 exons. The coding region runs from base 1 to 900 and encodes 299 amino acids. Gene Ontology annotation, molecular function: structural constituent of ribosome. NCBI's taxonomy places the organism in Eukaryota, Fungi, Ascomycota, Sordariomycetes, Amphisphaeriales, Apiosporaceae. Gene Ontology annotation, cellular component: mitochondrial large ribosomal subunit. Gene Ontology annotation, biological process: translation.